This is a messenger RNA of Terrapene triunguis (Three-toed box turtle), 1014 nucleotides long. Its product is annotated as phospholipase A2 inhibitor and Ly6/PLAUR domain-containing protein-like. The record is from RefSeq and is a predicted model, not a curated record. The transcript is spliced from 7 exons. The coding region runs from base 140 to 853 and encodes 237 amino acids. Lineage: Eukaryota; Metazoa; Chordata; Testudines; Emydidae.
GACAGGUUAGUGCAUCUCUUCAAUUUACAGAGAACUUGGAGGUGAACGGAACCAUUGUGUGGCUGAAGAGGUCGCUGUGUCAGCCGUGAGAAGCUCCGUUCAGCUCCGAGCCCAGCCCCGUGCGCCUCCCAGCACCAGGAUGGUUUCCUUCAUCCUCUGCCUUCUCCCUGCUCUCCUAGCUACAACGAGUGCACAAGCACAAACCGUGACAUGCCAAAAGUGCUCCGGCUCCGCAGAAUCCUGCCAGUCUCCAGCACCGACCUGCUCAGUAGACACGGCUAAAGGCGGCUGCUUUACGAUGGCAGAAGAAAAUACAUUGCGUGGGACAAAGGCCACGGGCUUCUCCAGAGACUGUAUGAAUGACUUCAGUGGUGUCAUAAAAGACCCCGUCACUGUCACUCUUGGGAAUGGCAAGUAUCUGCGGAUCAACAUCAAACAAUGCAGCACAGAUAACUGUAACUCGGCUGUACUGGCAGUGCCCACGGUGGACUCUACCGCAAAAGAGGUGCAGUGCCCAACCUGCUUUGCUCUGAACGGCGAUCCCUGCAACACCCAAACCAUCCCUUGUACAGGGAAUGAGGACUAUUGCGUCGAUUUCGCUGGGACCCUAACGAAAGGUUCAGAGAUAUCAUCAACAUUUGCUGCAAAAGGCUGCGGUUCUGCGUCCACAAAAGAGAUUAAAGCUGGAACCUCCCUGGUUUCUGCAGUCUACACGUACACGUUCACAAAGGCGACCUCCAAACCUGCAGAGAAGACCACCACCAGUGGGGCCAGCCCGGCUCUGGGGAAAUUCUCCUUUGCCCUCUACCUGCCUGGCCUGACUGGGCUGCUGCUGGUGAAGCUGCUCUCCUGACCCCGCCCGGCACGGGCCACGCAGCACCUGAUUCCUGCGCGUUGCAGCCCCGAGCUAUGAAUCCUACGUUAAUUCUAUUGAUUGCUCACGAAGUCCCAGUGAUCACUGGGAGGUCUGACAGGUUCUGGUCCCUAGAUCCGUCCCAGUGUUAUUAAAAUUGC